Messenger RNA from Hermetia illucens (black soldier fly), 5098 nucleotides. RefSeq lists its product as uncharacterized. Gene Ontology annotation, molecular function: protein binding; ADP binding. The record is from RefSeq and is a predicted model, not a curated record. Bases 443 to 4651 code for a protein of 1402 amino acids. Lineage: Eukaryota; Metazoa; Arthropoda; Insecta; Diptera; Stratiomyidae. The transcript is spliced from 15 exons.
ACGGAGCGACAGAUACAGAUUUCAGAUUUGUUCUUUCUUCUUUUCGGUUUGUUUGUGCUUCCGUAGGAUGUGUCGCGUGCGUUGAGUGUUUUGUUUUAGAUGCAGUUCAGCAUUAGAAGUGAAACGGUCAGUGAAAAUAUUCGUGUGCAUAGCCAAAUUUUAGAUGAAAUAGUGCCGGAGCGCUAGGAAAUGUGAAGAGUGUGCAACAACUUUAUAUUGUUCAGUGAAUUCUUAAUUAUUUGUGUGCCAAAGAAAUUGGAGUUUUGCACAAGUGCUAUCGGUUGCAAACAAUGGACUCUCCGUUCUGAAUGUCCCGUGUGUGAUGUGUGAAAGGAAGUAGUUGAGAUACAAAACCGCGCGCCUUAUCAGACUUUGGAUUUACAACGCUCUGUCCCGAAGUACUUAUCAGAUCCCCCGAAAAGCUUCUCAGGCAUUCAACAAAAUGAGUAUGUCGUCCGGUCGUGACUCAAAUGAAAGAUUUCGACGCACCGAGAGCGUAGAGACUGAACAUAACAAAUUACUGCGAGAUAUUCUAGAAAUGCAUUUAGAUGAUUUUUUACAGGACUUCGCUUUUGCAGAUAUACAAAUUUAUGUUAAUAGUCAAGGAAUCAUAUUUACCGAAGAAGACUUACAAAAAAUUUUAUCAUUGAAAAAUGAAAAACUCGCGAUUAUUUUAAUGUUUCAAAUCCUAGGAAGCAAAAAUAAAAACUUACUUGCAUUCAUAGAUAUUCUAGGCCGCGACUAUGGCUGGUUACGCGAAAAAUUGAAUAGUAGCUUGCAAACGUACAAUGAAAAUAAAGAUUUCAACAAAUAUUUAAAUGUGCGUCACGAACUGAAAAGUCGGAUUCCGAAACAUGUGGACAACAAUGUUCGGCGAAUUGAUUUGUACGCUAAAACUAGAGACUUCCUGAAAGAGUUGCGUCCAUGGCAUUACUUAGUCAUCUACGGUGAGCUGGGUUAUGGCAAAAAAUGGCUUGCGCUGGACGCAUGUUGUGAUUAUAGUGUCAUUAAAGCUAUGGAUUAUAAAAUUUUUUGGUUAGAUGUUCAUAAUUGUAAUAGUCAAGAAAAAGACUUGGAGAAAUUGCAAAGACUAAAAAUUAUGUUGGGCGAAACAAGUUCAACUACCAAAAUUGGAGACUAUGAAGGAAUUAGCAAUAAAAUUUUAGAAUUACAACAAGAUUUAAAAACUAUUCUAAAACAAGAUCACUUUAAAGACUGUUUAUUGGUGCUAGCCGAUGUGCAAAAUACCAAAACUUUAGAAACCUUCUCUCUACCUUGUAAAAUUUUGAUAACAACACGUAACAAGAAGGUGAUGGAGUACUUGCCGAAGACUAAUAUGGAGGUUGUGAAUAUUGAACGAGGCCUACUACGUAACGAAAGUGUGGAAUUAUUCGAACGCAUUAUGGAGAAGGAAGCAAAAUUCUUUCCGCCCUCUUUCUAUGAAAUCAUUGAAAAUAGCAAAAGCCAUCCGUUUCUUUUGAAUAUCAUUGCCCAAGGGCUCAAAGGCCAUGUUGCCAAAGAGUGGGACAUGUGGACAUCAAACUUGCAGCAUUUUAGGAUACAAAAUGAUAAAAUUAAUGCCGUCAUCAAAUUAUCACUGAACGUCCUCAAACCUGACGAACUGGAAUUGUUUCAUACCCUCUCUAUUUUCUAUCAUUCGGUGAAGAUUCCUGUUUCGGUGCUGGCGAACUAUUGGGACAAAACUGAACACGAGACUGAUCUACUUAUAAAGAAAUUCGAUCGAUAUUCAUUGGUCACAAAGGUGCAUAUAAGUGACACCAGCACUACAGCGAUUGUCAUUCACAUUUUAUACUAUAAUUACCUUCAAAAUUGCGUGAAAAAUGACCGAGUCCUACUUAACCAGACACUAGUGGACAGCUAUCAAAUUGAAUUCGCUCUGAACAAUCGCACCGACAUUAAUUUAUCAAUAGCCGACGAUCACUAUUUCUACUAUUACAUUGGCUAUCACCUAAAAGAGGCGGAGAUGCUCCAUUUGUUCCCAAAGUUGUAUUUGGACUUGGGUUUCUUGGGGCAGAAAUUGCGUUACACGGGACUGCCGAAUACAAUUGGUGAUUUGAAAUAUUUCCGGGACGAAAUAACACGUCGUAUUCCUGGCAAAGAGGAUUUCAUAGACGAGCUACACGAAUUUUUGCCAAAUAUCGAGGAGAUGCUUUUCAAAUCAGAAGAUACUUAUUUGUUACAGUACACGCUGAUGACGCAUGGGAUACUUCAUGAAGAGGCUAUGCGGCAGGCUUGUGCCUUUCCACAUCACGCCUGGUUCUCAGAUAGCGACCAUUUCCAUCGACGGCGUCAAAUUGUUCCGCUUCGGGACAAUCCUAAACUCGUGAAACUCGUCGAGCCCAACACAUGUUUAGUUGCGUUGGAAAAUCAUGCCAUACUCGUUGCGGAUCUUUCACUGAACUAUAGCCAUAAACCGACUUAUUUCACUGACCAUCAAAGUGCCAUCCAACAAAUUGUUAUAUUCACUGAAAAUUAUUUUCUAUCAUUUGACGCAGACCGGAAUAUCCGUGUAUGGUGCAUACAAAAGGAGCGUCAUGAAAGCAUUUCCCGACGCGAGAGUUUGAGAUUCGUUGUCAAUCAAAUUGACUAUUCGACGUGCAUGAAAGUUCGACCAAAGAACAGCGUGCAAUUGAUAAAUGGGUUCAUUCAAGCGUUCUACAUUGAAAAGGACAUUGAGGGUAAUAUCCUUUUGCAUACAGCUUUGUCGGAUGGUGCAGUGCGUAUUCAGAAGUGGAAUAGUAACAGGCAAAGAUUUGAGGCGGAAAUGUAUCCUCCGUUGAGCACGAAUAUUAAGAACAUCAAGUUUCUGGUGCUCCUCCAUCAUCUCUACGUGAUAUUGACUAAAGAUGGGAGACUAAGAAUCUUCAAUAGCCGUGAUGGGUCUCAAUGCAGAUAUAAUUUCGAGUUUCCGGAUAAUUUGCGGAACCCGAUCGGCCUACAUCACUACUACAUCCAUCCCUCUGUGGUUGUUUUGGUGUUUGUUUUUGCUUCGAGGAGCUUCCAAAUACGUUUUCCCAUAGAUGUAGACGGAAAUGUCUUAGAAGGUGCCAUGGAGAGGGUGUACGAGAUCAAUGACGAUGAACGGAUUACAUGCAGUGCAAUGUCUGAUGACGACAAUUAUCUGAUCCUCGGUACAAAGCAGGGGAUUUUAGUGAUCGAUUUGAGAGAUCGAUCGGAAGUAUUACGAAAUAGUAUUAGCGAUCAUAUCACUUGCGUUGAUAUCUUUUCAUUGGAUGACGAUAUUUACAAGUACAUCAUCAUUUCGGGAUCGAAGGGUGAAAGAUUGUUGAAUAUCUUCGGAUUGAAAUUAAAUGGAAAUGACACACUUACCUGGGCCAAUAGCAUUGGAACAUUCCUGAAUGAAUGUAAGCUAAAUUUGCGUUUUGAGCCAACUGCGUGGCUUAUUGGAAAACAACUUUUUGAUGUGGCCCUUGGUGAGAAACGUGCUGUAGUUGCCGUCGAUUCAAAGAACAGGAUCCAUCAUUUGCUCGAUGAAAAAUGGUCUAUGAUGUUGCCCGCUGAUCAGAAAAAUAAAAUCACUGCCGUGAAAGCAUUUGGAGUUGACUUCUAUUUCGGGUGUCAAAAUGGUGUAGUUUGCGAUUCACAUGAAAAUGACUUUGAUACAGAGCUAGAAGAGCCCAUUAGGUUCUUAGAAGUAUUUGGAUCGGAUUUCUGGAUUGUAUCGACUGAAAAUGAAUCGCUAAUUAAACGUGGGGAUAAAAUCCGUAGAUUUAGGUUUCCUGUUCAUAAGUGCUAUUUGCUGGAUGAUAAGUAUUUACUUAUGGUAGAGAAACACAGUUCUGUACGGCUCUGUAACGCCUUCGGAGAAUUUGAAGCUCGUGAAUGCUCUCUAAAUAGCGAUGAGUUUGCAGCGGCGGAUUUCAAAGAGAAUAUCCUGGUAAUAGCAGGUCAGCCUUACAAUAUUUACAAAUACGAUAUCUACAUAGAUAGUAACGGGAACCCGAAUUACAAAGAACAACAAUGUAGCUGUCGCGCCGAUGGAAGAGAGGAAGUUGAAGGAAGAAUCACUGCCAUAGAAAUUUCUUCAGAUGCUGACCUUUGCGCUGUGGGUUUUAACACUGGAAUGAUAGAGAUCAGAAAACUUAGAACAUGGCAACUAAUUCAGCAGCUGGAGUCCCACCGCUCAAGCAUUUACGACCUGAAAUUCUCUCCUUGGUCAUCAGACUCUUUGCCGAUUGUUUUAGCCAGUACUUCUGAACAAAUUUGCUUCUGGAAUAUUACACAUGUUGUCAACAAUCCACUUGAAAUUUUGAACAACAGUGGGCGGCACAGUUCGCGUUUCACUUCGCGAAAGGACAAGCGUCGAUCUGUGGAGUCUGGGACAAAUUCUAAUCGGAACAGUGUCGGCUAUGAUGUAACAGACAUGCCAAUUAUGAACUUGAAUUUCUGGGCAAAUAAACGAGGCUGUAAAGAUAAGCAGGAGUUGCUUGCCUGUAUUAAGUUUGCCGGGAAUAAAGCCGAGAAAGUAUAUCCCAAUAAGGACUUCACUGAGUUUGUGACUAUUGACGAUGAAGGGGAGAUCUACUUCCUGAAAGCGAAGGAACUGAUUGAUACUAAUGGUUGUGAGACUGAUGCAUUUAACGAUUUCAAUGGCAACGUGCAAAUCUGACAACGAAUCCGUGUCUUGUUUUUGUUUUUUUAUUACAUGAUUGUAUAUAGUUUUUAUAGAACAUUGAUUUAUACUUAAGAUAGAGAAAGUAUCAAAAAUAUUAGGCUUAGAAUUGUUCAUUUGUAUCCCGUAUUAGGCGCUUGGAUACUGUCUGUGAUUUCGCCUACAAUAAAUGGCUAAUCAGUAGUGUUGCGCUCACAUGCUAUGCUGUGAAAUGAAUAGUUUUUUUUUUUUAGAUAUUUCAGGAAAUUUUCCUUAGACACCAUUGCGGGUCUGCCAUUCCCUUGAGAGGCAGAAAGAAAAAGUCUAGCGCCUAAUAUUUCGUUUUCUACUUCUUUUGAAACCUUUUCAACGUGUUCAUGUUGUAAUUUUCAUUUCCUAAUUGUAAGUAAUCAAUAGUUUCAUAUUGAAAACUAGGCUAAGUUAUGACAGACAAAGUUUAUAUAC